GCCUCUGAGAAGCGUUUUUGGUGCAGUUUUAAAGUCAUAUGUCCUUUAACCACUUCCCGUCUGGACAAUGUACACAAACGGCCAGAUGGGAGCAGUGCCAAAGCGGGUUGCCAUUUAUAAAUGGCCCCCACAUUCACUGCCUGCUGUUGUGAAUAGCCCUGUACCAUGUGACCUCUGUGAUCAUUCACAGAUUUCACACGUAGUAAGCAAUGAUGUCAGGAAGUGACAUCUUGCUUACUACUGUUCAUGUGAUCACCGAUUGGCCAAUCAAUGAUCACAUGCAGAGUUUAAGCAAGAUGUCACUUCUGACAUCAUUGCUUACUACGUGUGAAAUCUGUGAAUGAUCACAGAGAACAACAUGGUACAGGGCUAUUCACAACAGCCUUGUACCA
Messenger RNA from Staurois parvus, 392 nucleotides. NCBI's taxonomy places the organism in Eukaryota, Metazoa, Chordata, Amphibia, Anura, Ranidae. The record is from the annotation of a GenBank genome assembly.